Molecule: messenger RNA, 159 nt
Organism: Meloidogyne enterolobii
Lineage: Eukaryota; Metazoa; Nematoda; Chromadorea; Rhabditida; Meloidogynidae
Source: the annotation of a GenBank genome assembly
AUGGAGACAUUCCAAAAUGUUUUGUCUGCUGAAGAAGUUAAAAUUCGUGAGUUAAAGAUAAAGGCUGAACAAUUAGCAGAACGUAGGAAAGAAUUGUUGUUGAAACGACAAGAAAAUGUUCAAAAUGGUAAAAGGGAGAGAAAAAAUAUUUGUUUAUAA